AUGGAGAGUCUAAGCCCAGCCACACCAGGACACGUGGAUUUUCGCUCAUUUGCAAGGAUUUGUCAAUCCAAAUUUCUCCGUCUACACUUUUCCAGACGACAGUUUGUGAAUAAAGAACUUGAUAAGCUGGAAAAUUUCGCCUGUGCCCUGCGAAAAAGAAGUCUUCAGACAGUGUCAUUUAACCACGCUCGCCAUGGCGUGGUCCAGAAAGAUUGGCGUGUCUUUAAUCUGUCGCCCGAUCCGCCCCCAUAUUGUCAGGAGCCCUUGUCCGAGCAGGCAAAGGAAGCGGAUCCACCCCUAUAUUGUGAGGAGUGCGUGUCCGAGCAGGGGAUUGGAAAACGGCGCAGAGACCCAUGGUCAAUGUCACCUAACGAUGAAAGACGAAAAAGAGUGCUCCUUCCAUCCCCUCAACCGAUAGGCUCUCCCACCGAAGUGAAUACGCCGAGUACUCUCUCCCCGUCACCGUCCUCGAUUCGCCCAACUUACUUUACGCAUGCUUCCUCUCCUGGCCACACAGAGUGUAAGAGACUUACACGUCUUGAAAAUGAACUCCGUGGUGUUUCCGAUGACCUGAUUCGCGAACUAUUAAUCCGAUCAGGACGCCAACAUCUGCUGGCCAUGCCAAAAGACGUAGACCGUGAGGACCUAGAGAAAGUGAGCUUUGCCGAGGUCGAGAUGAUUGAGCGUCGCCUCAAACAUUAUGUCGAUGAGAUGAUUGAGCGCCGCCUCAAAUCACACGUUCUCGACGAGAUUGUCGAUAGUGCUGUCAGCGAGUGUCGUGAUCAGAUCUACGACGAAUGCAAAACGAACGAAGCCGAGUUUCGUGAACAGGUCGACGAUGGUAACUCCGAGGUACGCAAUACAGCCAAUGAAUGCAUGAAUGAAAUCAAAGAACAGGCGCGAAGGUACAUGCAUGAAAUAGAAGAACAAGCGCAACAGUACAUGAAGGAUAUCGAGGAUCAGGGAAUCGAGGUUGAGAUGUCUGCGGAGAAAAAAGUCGCAAAGCUCAAGCGAUGGUUCAAUGCUUCUGCUCAGUCCUUACUUGGCAGCAAGUCAAGCCCUAGCCACGAGCUGGGUGCCAAUGCCAGGCGCAGUUCCAUUUAA
Molecule: messenger RNA, 1104 nt
Organism: Aspergillus viridinutans
Lineage: Eukaryota; Fungi; Ascomycota; Eurotiomycetes; Eurotiales; Aspergillaceae
Exons: 2
Coding region: 1-1104 (367 amino acids)
Source: RefSeq, a predicted model, not a curated record